This is a messenger RNA of Rotaria sp. Silwood1, 450 nucleotides long. NCBI's taxonomy places the organism in Eukaryota, Metazoa, Rotifera, Eurotatoria, Philodinida, Philodinidae. The record is from the annotation of a GenBank genome assembly.
AUGGCAAAAUCUUACAUAAUCGAUCAUCUUCAACAAUCCGAUAUUAAUAAUGAACAACUUGAAUUUAUUGUGGAACUGUGUGAAGAUCAUGAUGAUUUGGUACGGGCAAGAUUCCAGUCACGUCAUUCAAAUCAUAAAAAACAUAUAGCUACAGUGCAAUUUAACGAGAAAAAGAAACAACCAAUAAUUGCAUGGUACUGUACAUGCUCCGCAGGUGGUCGCGAAGUAGGUAUGUGCUCUCAUAUUACAGCAUUACUGUGGCACCUAGGAGUUGAAAGAGCAAUGGUACCUGCAUCUAUUCAUCCACUUUCAGGUACAAAAUUACUUACCGCUAUCGAUGAUAGCAUGAAGUUUUCCGAUGAUGAAUAUAACUCCGACAAUGAUGGAAAUGAUUAUCGUGGAUCCAUCGAAAUAGGUAAUGACACCAAUGAUAUAGAAUUGGAUUGGUGA